ACCCCCAAAAUACUGGUACGUCUCUCCUUUACUCUCUCUCUUGACAAAACUUUGAUUUUGAACACAAGGGUCUGUUUCUGUUCAAAACUUGAAAAAUAGUCCUCUCCCUCUUUCUCUCUCAUCUGCAAUUAAGAGAGAGAAAGCGCGGGCUAAAAAUUUUCAUGGGUUUCAAAAGCUGGGUUCAAAGCCCUAGAUCAGUGGGUUCCCGCCAAAACCCAGGAUGUGUACAAGACCCAGAUGGCUAAUCGGGUGGUCGAUGAUUGCUGAUGGGUCUGCGUUAGAUUGCGUGAAAAUCCUCAAGCCUCAGGAGAACGGGUUGUGGUUUGUACUGGAGCCCGGCUCAAAAGGGAUUGUAGUAGGAGGGGGCGGGAUCAGUGAGCUUCGAUGCAGUUUCGAUCAAUUUUUGGGUCCAUUUCUGAAGCAGAUCCGUGGGCACAACAGUUAUAGGCCUCUGCCUCCAAUGCUUGGUAAUGGGCAAUGUGUGGACUUGUUCAAACUUUUCUUGCUUGUGAAGGAAAAAGGUGGAUACCGUACUGUUUCUGAGAAUGUGUUGUGGAAUUUGGUGGCUGAAGAAUCCGGGUUGGAUUCUGGUGUUGGCUCAGCUCUGAAAUUGGUAUACAUCAAGUACUUAGAUCUAUUGGAUAGAUGGUUGGAUAGAAUUUUUAAAGACAAGAAAUCACACGGUAGUUUGAGUGUUUGUGGUGACACUUCGGGAAGGCUUUUAAUGGAGUUAGAGACAGAAUUUAAAGGGUUCUUACCGGAAAUUUUGGAUCAAAAGAUGAAAGAUGAGGAAUACCCACAUUUUGAUUUGGCAAAGAGUGAGUCAAGUUUUUCGGGUGUGGAAAAUUUGUAUUGCAAUGAUGAGGUGAAGAGUGAUGUGAAGGUGGAGUCAGAGGGAGGUGUGAAAUGUGUUGAUGAUAAUGAUGAGGUGAAGAGUUCAGUGAAGCUUGAGUUGGAUUUAAACAGAAAAUGUGUUGAUGACGAUGAAGAUGUUAUGAUUUUGGAUUUAAAUGAAGUUAAUGAAGAGGUUUUUACUCGGAAGCGGAAGCGAGAAUAUAUGUUGGGGAUGCUGAAUUGGGUUACCACAAUUGCAAAGAAUCCAUGUGAUCCUUCUAUAGGAAAGUUGCCGGAAAGGUCAAAGUGGAAGUUGACUGGGCCAGGGGAAUUGUGGAAGCAGGUUUUGUUGGUCCGAGAGGCAUUGUUUCUCCAAAGGGAUGUUGAUUUGAGUGCUGAACAAUCAAUUUGGCAGAAGAAACAGAAGAUGCAUCCAUCUAUGUAUGAGGAUCAUGCUGGAUCUGAAAGAUUAAGAUACAGCCAGAGGCUUCUUUCUGGGAAAAGGUCUAGGUCGCGUGCUUGUUCAGAGUCAUCCUCGUCAGCUACUCAAAGUGACUUGGACAAAAGUCCAAGCCCUUGCAUGGAAGAUCAUCAUGACAAACAAUUGCUUGGAAUUUGUGAUCCCUCGAUUGGACAUUCAGUAGCUGGUUUGUGUGGUGAUAGUCAUGUACGAAAGCGCCCUGUUGGGCCAGCUUUUCAAGCAACAAUACCAGAGUGGACAGGGGUGGUGUCUGAAAUUGACUCUAAAUGGUUGGGUACCCGGGUUUGGCCACUGGACAAAAUAGAGCAUAAAUUUCUAAUUGAACGGGAUCCUAUUGGAAAGGGAAGGCAAGAUUCAUGUGGCUGCCAAUUCCCAGGUUCCAUUGCAUGUGUCCAAUUUCAUGUAGCUGAGAAAAGGAUCAGAAUAAAGCUUGAAUUGGGCUCAGCCUUCCAACACUGGCAAUUUGAUAAGAUGGGUGAGGUAGUUGGACUAUCUUGGUCAGAGGAAGAAAAGAAGAGGUUCAAGGAAAUAGUGAGAUUAAAUCCUCCAUCCAUGGGUGUGCGUUUCUGGGAUGAGAUAUUCAAGUCAUUUUCUACCAAAAGCAGAGAAGAUUUGGUGAGUUACUACUUCAAUGUCUUUCUCCUACAGCGCAGAGCUGACCAGAAUAGGCUUACUCCAAACAACAUUGACAGUGAUGACGAUGAAUCAGAAUUUGGACCAUUGAGUAAUGGGUUUGGGCAUGAAGCAAUCAAUUUACCAAGUUCCAUCUUAUAUGCCCAGAACAAUCCACAUAUGAAUUUCAGGUAGUGCCUGGGCAUGGAUUGAAAUAUAAUGUUUUCUUCAGAAAUGUUGCAGAUGGAAGUUUUGUGUGGUUUUACCAUUUGUCAAUUUUCACUGGAAAUGGAACUCUGUCUUGGUUUACCAUCUGAAAUCCAUCACUGCCUUUAAGAAGUGGGACUCUUAAGGUUUAAAGACUGUCUUCUUUGGCAGAGAUUGUUGAUGGCAUCUACAGUGAUGGAAGCAGCUAACUAUACAGGGCCAAGCAACUUGAGUGCUGGUCAAAUGUUUUGGUUCGUGUGCCUUCUUUUUUUCAAGCUACACCUCUCAUUCCUGUUUAUUCAUCAUGAUUACCAACAUCAAACACAGGUACUAUUACUUCACACGCUCUUUUAUCUCUGUCUUCACUAGGUUUUCAACAGCAAGGAGCCGAGGCUGAGCUAAACCAGAAGCCUUAGGAUUAUAGAGAAAAAGUGUGGGACAUAUAAAAGAGGGUUAUUCUAGAACUUAAAUUGUAGUCUCUCUUCUGAGUGGGGUACAUGCUCCUCUUAUGGGGGGUCUUCAAAUAUUGUUUACGAAAUUGGUUUUGCAUUAGCCAUUUACAUUUUAAUCUCUACAUUAACUUGUUAUCACCUGUCUAAAAA
Molecule: messenger RNA, 2736 nt
Organism: Vitis vinifera (wine grape)
Lineage: Eukaryota; Viridiplantae; Streptophyta; Magnoliopsida; Vitales; Vitaceae
Product: AT-rich interactive domain-containing protein 1
Exons: 3
Coding region: 221-2122 (633 amino acids)
Molecular function (GO): DNA binding
Source: RefSeq, a predicted model, not a curated record